GAUGAAUGAAUACACCUCAUCCAUUGGAAUUGGAGUUUUCCAUUCAGGAAUUGAAGUAUAUGGCAGAGAAUUUGCUUAUGGUGGCCAUCCUUACCCCUUUUCUGGGAUAUUUGAGAUUUCUCCAGGAAAUGCUUCUGAACUAGGAGAAACAUUUAAAUUUAAAGAAGCUGUUGUUUUAGGGAGCACUGAUUUUCUGGAAGAUGAUGUAGAAAAAAUUGUGGAAGAAUUGGGAAAAGAAUACAAAGGCAAUGCCUAUCACUUGAUGCAUAAAAACUGCAAUCACUUUUCUUCAGCUUUAUCAGAGGUAAUUACAUUUUCAUGCCUAAUAAUUCUUGAAAUAAAUAACAUUUACAAGUGUGGUUGCACUGGUAGCAUCAGGGCCACAGAGAGUGAAGGAAGUGGGGGGAAGGACGAGACACUGCUCGGGAGCCCUGUGCAGUGGCGCGAGCUGCCCGACCCUCCUAGCCUGCCUCGGGCACCCCCAAGACAGCAGGCGCGGCAGGCCAGCGCUUCCCGAAGCAGGCUUUGA
Condylura cristata (star-nosed mole) is the source of this 529-nucleotide messenger RNA. RefSeq names its product desumoylating isopeptidase 2 (gene DESI2). Gene Ontology annotation, biological process: protein deubiquitination. The transcript is spliced from 4 exons. The record is from RefSeq and is a predicted model, not a curated record. Gene Ontology annotation, molecular function: deubiquitinase activity. The coding region runs from base 2 to 529 and encodes 175 amino acids. Lineage: Eukaryota; Metazoa; Chordata; Mammalia; Eulipotyphla; Talpidae.